Molecule: messenger RNA, 342 nt
Organism: Psammomys obesus (fat sand rat)
Lineage: Eukaryota; Metazoa; Chordata; Mammalia; Rodentia; Muridae
Product: acrosomal protein SP-10-like
Exons: 3
Coding region: 1-342 (113 amino acids)
Source: RefSeq, a predicted model, not a curated record
AUGAGAAUCUGCUCAGGAGAAAUGGAAAACCUACUGAAGCUAUGUCUCUUUCUUCUCUGCUUUGAAACUGCUUUCACUGUACAGUGUAUACUUUGUCCGAAUUACAAAGAUGGGGAGUGUGUUCAUGGGGUUCGGACAUGUACUACACAACCUGGUGAAGCUUGCAUGAUCCGCAGAUCGUGGGGAGAAGGUGGAAUUAGGAAUCUACUAAGUGCUGAGUCCGGGUGCAUGAAAUCCUGCAAACUGGAUGAAAAAAUUUCUGGAACUUUAACAGUACAUACAUACUGCUGUGAUUAUGAAGAUUUCUGCAAUGACAUCAAGUAUCCAAUUAUGUUGCCUUAG